CAUUGGUGUCAUUUUGAAAACAUAACCAAUAAAUAUAAAUUUGAAAACGAAAAAAAUAGAAAAAUAUCACGAAAAAAGCAUUAAAUAAUGUAUUAAUUUUUAUAGUGAUACAGUUUUGUUAUUUGCGGACUUUUUUUUAUUCCUAAUUAUCUUUGUACUACUUUAAAAAUGCCGACAAUAUCAGUAAAACGCGAUGCACUUUUUGGUGCAUUAGGAAAGACAUACACUGAUGAAGAAUUCCAAGAUUUAUGUUUUGAAUUUGGUCUGGAAUUGGAUGAGGUUACCACAGAAAAGCAAAUGCUCAUCAAGGAGCAAGGUGAACAGGCUGGCUCCGGAGUGUCUGAAGAGAUUUUAUAUCGAAUAGACAUCCCUGCUAAUAGAUACGACCUGCUAUGCCUGGAGGGACUUGUUAAUGGCAUACUCGUUUUUCAGGGCAAAAAAGAUCCACCGUCAUACAAACUGAACAAAUAUGAAGACAUAUACUCCCUUCACUUGACUCCAGCUACGGCUCAAAUAAGGCCAUACGCAGUGGCUGCAGUGCUUAAAGGUAUUUCCUUCACUAAGGAGAGCUACAACAGCUUCAUUGACUUGCAGGAUAAAUUACAUCAGAAUAUAUGCAGAAAGAGAACCCUGGUGGCCAUAGGAACUCACGACUUGGACACAAUCCAAGGCCCGUUUGUAUAUGACGCUUUACCACCAAAUGAGAUUAAAUUCAAGGCACUGAACCAAACCAAAGAAAUGACAGCCACUGAUCUUAUGGAACUAUACUCUACUCACCCCCAAUUAAAACAAUUCCUGGGAAUUAUCAGAGACAGUCCCGUGUACCCUGUGAUCAAGGACAAGAAUGGCGUGGUGCUCUCAAUGCCACCAAUCAUCAACGGCGAACACUCCAAAAUCACUUUAGACACUAAGAAUGUGUUUAUUGAAUGCACUGCUACAGAUCUUACCAAGGCCAUAAUAGUUCUCGAUACAAUAGUAUGCAUGUUCUCUGAAUACUGCACCAGCAAAUAUGAGGUGCAGCAAUGCAAAGUGUUUGCUCCCGACGGCACGUACGAGCUGUACCCUCAACUGCAGUACAGAGAUGAAAUCAUCAAUGUGGAGAAGGCCAACAACUAUAUUGGUAUCAGGGAAAACGGCGACAAUCUCGCAGCAUUGCUGUCUCGGAUGUGUCUGCCGGCCGCGGUCGAGGACUCAGUGCUGCACGUGAGGGUUCCGCCGACGCGCCAUGACGUCAUACACGCCUGCGACCUGUAUGAAGACAUCGCCAUUGCUUAUGGAUACAACCGCAUAGAGCGGCGCCCGUGCGCAGUGGUGACGUCGGGCGGGCAGGUGCCGCUCAACAAGGUGACGGAGCAGCUGCGACAGGAGUGCGCGCACGCCGGCUUCACUGAAGCGCUCACCUUCACACUCGUGAGUGACCACUAUGUUACCUAUAUACUUGUAACGUCGGGCGGGCAGGUGCCGCUCAACAAGGUGACGGAGCAGCUGCGACAGGAGUGCGCGCACGCCGGCUUCACUGAAGCGCUCACCUUCACACUCUGUUCCCGAGAAGAUAUAGCAUCCAAAUUGGGUGUGAACAUCGACACCGUUCCCGCGGUCCACAUCUCCAACCCCAAGACCCUGGAGUUCCAGGUGGUGAGGACUCUCCUGCUGCCCGGCCUGCUGAAGACGCUCGCCGCUAAUAAGAAGAUGCCGCUGCCUUUGAGACUAUUCGAAAUCAGCGAUACUGUUCUAAAAGAUGAGGCAGCAGAGACCGGCGCUCGCAACUCGCGGCGGCUGUGCGCGGUGUACUGCGGCAAGGCGGCCGGCUUCCAGUUCGUGCACGGGCUGCUGGACCGCGUCAUGGCGCUGCUGCGCCAGCCCUGGGACCAACGCGCCGGCUACUGCUUGCGACAGUGUGACGGUAACUGUUUACUACCAACACUAACGUAUAGACACGAGUCACCAACGCGCUGGCUACUGCUUGCGACAGUGUGACGAUCCAGGCUACUUCCCUGGCCGUUGCGCCGAAGUGUUACUCCGAGGUCAAGUUAUCGGUAAAGUGGGCGUGGUCCAUCCCAACGUGUUGACAGCGUUCGAGCUCACCAACCCCUGCUCUGCUGUAGAAAUUGAUAUUGAACCUCUUUUGUGAAAUGAUAACUUUUUGUAUAAUUAAUGACUGUUAUGUUAUCGCUUGUAAUUAUAUCAAUUAAACAGA
Molecule: messenger RNA, 2197 nt
Organism: Bicyclus anynana (squinting bush brown)
Lineage: Eukaryota; Metazoa; Arthropoda; Insecta; Lepidoptera; Nymphalidae
Gene: beta-PheRS
Product: phenylalanine--tRNA ligase beta subunit
Exons: 12
Coding region: 169-1977 (602 amino acids)
Biological process (GO): phenylalanyl-tRNA aminoacylation
Cellular component (GO): phenylalanine-tRNA ligase complex; cytoplasm
Molecular function (GO): ATP binding; phenylalanine-tRNA ligase activity; magnesium ion binding
Source: RefSeq, a predicted model, not a curated record